AUGACUGCGACUCGCCGUGUAAGCCAGUUCCCGCAUACGCUGUUAAGCCAAGAGCCCAAGCCCGCCCUUAAAUCUUCAAUCGGCGACACGGCCCCAAAGUCGAAAAAGACAGUGUCGUUCGACACCGGCGGAUCUCUGAACCCGUCGCGUAGACCGAGCAGGGUGACCAAGUCCAAGGGACCAAGGUUAACGAAAGAUGUGAAACGCCGUGAUGAAAACCCGUGGGAGGUAUACGUGUUCGUCGAUGAAAUAAUAAAAAAACACGAAACGGUGACCAAAGUCCGCAAGAUGGCGUCAGGCCAGAUGUUUUGCUUUCGCACGUUUCCUGUGGAUAAAAAUUUCGAGGUAAUUGAGCAGCAAUUCAAACUCUUAGAUCACCACAAUGUCCUCCCAGCGCAAGAAUUCUUUAGGCAAGGAGAUAGAGGUUUGAUUCGUUCUCCCGUUACGGACGUUUCGUUUGAACGAAUUGUCGUAUGCCGUCAAUAUCCCUCUUCCAGGGCAUUAGCAUCCAUGAUGGGCCAAGUGAUGGACGGCCUUGUAUACCUGGUAUCGAAUGGUAUCAUAUGCAAUUCUUUGUCGUUGGCGUUUGCAGACGCGGAGAUACAGAAAGAUAUUCGCGCUUCGACAACAAUUUUAAUCAGGCAGUUGGCCUUGAUCAUGGUGUUGUUGAUGCAAAAGUAUGAAAAUGGGCCCGGCGAGACGAGCAUACAAGACUCCGCUCGAUGGCCGCCACAAGAUGAAGCGUGCAAGUUUCUCCAGGAUCUUCAAAAUAACAAAGAUUUUCACCAGAUGCAUUACCAUUCGUUUAUUGAUCCAAAAAAGCGAGACGGUAAUGGGUUCAAGGAUCUGAUCGAAAAGACCUCGGACACCACAUUAGAAUCACAUGUCAGAUUGACAGAAGAAGAAACAUUUCAUUCUGUCUGA
This is a messenger RNA of Talaromyces rugulosus, 924 nucleotides long. RefSeq lists its product as uncharacterized. The coding region runs from base 1 to 924 and encodes 307 amino acids. NCBI's taxonomy places the organism in Eukaryota, Fungi, Ascomycota, Eurotiomycetes, Eurotiales, Trichocomaceae. The record is from RefSeq and is a predicted model, not a curated record. The transcript has 4 exons.